AACAACCCGACCCCCAGAUCUGACGGUGUACACUCAGAGAGAGAAAUGGAAAUAUAAAGAGCAAUUAAGAAAUUUUCAUUCAUUCAAUCUUACAGAUUUUCUAUUGAGAUUUUUUCGUCUUCGCAUCCAAUAUUUUCGUCUCUCCCUGCGAUAAAGCAUUCAUCCAAGCCCAAGGUUCGAGCGUGAUCAGAACGGAACUGUUUUGGUGGUUAGGGUUGUAUACAUGGGGCUCGGGAACGACGACGUUGCUGUGGUUGAUGAUGGCUCCGAUGACGGUGGAGGAAAAUGUUUCGGGUCGGUGUCUUGCUCGAUUUGCCUCGAGAUUGUGGCCGAUAAUAGGGACAGAUCUUGGGCCAAGCUUCAAUGCGGACACCAAUUCCACCUCGAUUGCAUUGGUUCAGCAUUCAAUAUAAAGGGUGCGAUGCAGUGCCCUAAUUGUAGGAAGAUUGAGAAAGGCCAAUGGCUUUAUGGUAAUAGCUGCCGAUCUUUUACAGACUUUAGUAUUGAUGACUGGACCCAUGAUGAAGAUCUUUACGAUCUAAGCUACUCGGAAAUGUCAUUUGGAGUUCACUGGUGUCCAUUUGGUAGCCUAACGCGGCCUCCUUCAUCAUUUGAGGAAGGGGAUUUUCCGUCAAGUGCAUAUCAUGAUCAACUGGGACAACAUGCAAUCUUUGCUGAACAUACAGCUGUAUCAUCUGCUACUCAUCCAUGCCCCUAUGUUGCUUACUUUGGGCCAAUCCAUCCAUCAUCCUCAAAUUCCAAUGGAACUGUUUCAGAGGCUUCUAACUUGAACAAUCACUGGGGCCCAUCAGUACCUAGUGAGAUACCAGCUUCAUAUGCUUUUCCUGGCAUGGAUCUUCAUUAUCACGGUUGGGAGCACCAUUCCUCUCCCUUCCCUACUACCAGCAGUCGUAUUGCUGCAGCUGAUCAGCCUUCCAUCCUGCCUGCUACUCAAAGGUCGGCGAGGAGCAGCUCAGAUAUUCCAAGAUCAGGAUCUUUUAUGCAUCCAUUUGUCAUUGGUCACAGUUCCGGUGGUAGACAAGGGAGCUCAGUGGCGUCUUCAAUGAUUUCCCCUUACCCAGGUAGUAAUGCCCGAGCCCGUGAUAGAGUUCAAGCUCUCCAAGCAUAUUAUCAGCAACAGCCUAACAAUCCAACCACUGUGCGUACACCUAUCAUGCCUGGCACCCGAAGAUCCAGCAGCCAUAGAGGCAUGGCUCAGGUAGGGCCAGUGGCUUCGUCAUCUGAUCAAACUGGGCCCUUUUAUAUCAUUGCACCAGGUUCGUCGGGUCGGAACUUUCAAGAAGCAGAAAGCCCCCUGUCAAAUAGGUUUCAUUCGUGGGAAAGAGAUCAUUUGCCUUCAUUCUCCUUGAGCCAGGUUGACAGAGACUCAGGUUGGGGGUCAUAUCACCAGGCUGCUGGUGGGUCAGAUACAGGCAUCAGGUCCGGCAGUUUCCGCCAAAGGCAUGGAUCCGAGAGAACAUCUGGUCAAAAUCGGUGACAAACUUGACUGCUUAUCCUUUUUCGGCUGAAGCAAACUACCCACUAUGGUGAAACUGAAAAAAAAAAAAAAAAUUAUGUAUGCUUGAAGUCUGAAUGGUCUUGGCAGACGCAAAAAACGUGGCCCCAAAAACUCUUUUUUUGGCCGGUCAUAUCAUGGCGUGAUGAAAUCCUCUUAAGUUUCUUUGCCUUUGCGGAUAUGAAAUAAGAUAACAUGUUGGGUGGGUGGCAAAA
Messenger RNA from Carya illinoinensis, 1731 nucleotides. Its product is annotated as E3 ubiquitin-protein ligase RFI2. The coding region runs from base 224 to 1498 and encodes 424 amino acids. Gene Ontology annotation, molecular function: ubiquitin-protein transferase activity. The transcript is spliced from 6 exons. The record is from RefSeq and is a predicted model, not a curated record. Lineage: Eukaryota; Viridiplantae; Streptophyta; Magnoliopsida; Fagales; Juglandaceae.